UUGCUCUUGCGCUCCAUUUAUUUAUUCACAUUCUGUUCUUCGCCUUUUAUUUAUACAAAAACGAUAAAGUGUCUUUUAUUGAUUUGAAAGCCGCGAACGUGAACGCAACUGGCGACGGAUUUGUUAAUUGGAAGCGUUAAUCAAUCAACGCUAUAUCACUCACUGCCCACACAAAUAACAACAACAGUCGUCGUCUGUUGCUUUUCGUGGUCGUCGUGGUGUUAUCACAAAUUUCGCGCGUGUUUUUUUCAUACAUACAACAAAAAAAUUAAGGUUGAGAGCAUUUUUCAUACACAAGAUUAGGCAGUGUGCGCCCACCGAAGCGUUGCAGAAGCGACAUGGAUAACACCUCCACCUCGGAUAUUGUUAUUAUCAAUGGCAACUCGCAUCCGGAUCUCGCCAAUAUGGUGGCCGAGCGGAUGGGCCUCAAGAAUGGCGGUUGCUCGGUCUUCCACAAAUCGAAUCGCGAGACCAUCGUUGAGAUCAGCGACUCGGUGCGCGGCAAGGACAUUUACAUCAUACAAACUGGCACCAAAGAUGCCAACAACAAUAUUAUGGAACUGCUGAUUAUGGCUUAUGCUUGCAAGACUUCGUCGGCUCGUUCCAUUGUUGGAGUCAUACCAUAUUUGCCCUACUCCAAGCAGUGCAAGAUGCGCAAGCGUGGCUGCAUUGUGUCCAAGCUAUUGGCCAAAAUGAUGUGCACUUCAGGACUCACUCAUAUUAUUACCAUGGACUUGCACCAGAAGGAGAUACAAGGCUUCUUCGAUAUACCCGUUGAUAAUUUGCGCGCUUCGCCAUUUCUGCUGCAGUACAUUCAAGAAAGCAUACCCGACUAUCGCAACUCAGUGAUUGUGGCACGCAAUCCUGGCGUUGCCAAGAAAGCCAACUCUUAUGCGGAACGUUUGCGUCUAGGCCUUGCCGUCAUCCACGGUGAGCAAAAGGAGGCUGAGAGCGAUGAAGUCGAUGGCAGAUACUCGCCACCACCCACCAGGGCGUAUAGCAAUAUAUUAGGAAAUUCUAUUGAAAUGUGCACACUAUCGGCGUCUAGAAACUCUACUCCACAACAUGCACCCAGCAGCAGCCGCACACGCACCACAUCGGUGUCGGUGGGCGUGCCCGAGCAUCCGGUUAAAGUCAAGCCUCCGCUUACUAUUGUGGGCGAUGUGAAUGGACGCAUUGCCAUCAUGGUGGAUGACUUGAUUGACGAUGUGGAAUCAUUUGUGGCUGCCGCUGAAAUGUUAAAGGAUAAUGGUGCCUGUAAGAUCUAUGUGCUGGCCACACAUGGUCUGCUUAGCUCGGAUGCGCCGCGUCUGCUUGAGGAGUCGGUGAUCGAUGAGAUCGUUGUCACCAAUACCAUUCCACAUGAGAUACAGAAGUUGCAGUGCAACAAGAUCAAGACGAUUGAUAUCUCGAUACUGAUUGCUGAAGCCAUACGUCGCAUACACAACAAGGAGUCCAUGUCUUAUCUGUUUCGUAAUGUCACAUUAGAGGAUUAGGCUUACACCAUCCACACACACACGCACACAGCAUCCACACACCAACCACACACACACAUUACAUUUACAGUGUUACAAAAUGUCACAAAAAAAAAGAAAAUGCCAGUGAAGUUUCUUCAUGGAAGUUGCGCCUUUA
Messenger RNA from Drosophila sulfurigaster albostrigata, 1632 nucleotides. RefSeq names its product phosphoribosyl pyrophosphate synthase-associated protein 2. Gene Ontology annotation, molecular function: ribose phosphate diphosphokinase activity; magnesium ion binding. The record is from RefSeq and is a predicted model, not a curated record. Gene Ontology annotation, cellular component: cytoplasm; ribose phosphate diphosphokinase complex. The coding region runs from base 339 to 1496 and encodes 385 amino acids. The transcript is spliced from 8 exons. Lineage: Eukaryota; Metazoa; Arthropoda; Insecta; Diptera; Drosophilidae. Gene Ontology annotation, biological process: purine nucleotide biosynthetic process; 5-phosphoribose 1-diphosphate biosynthetic process.